CAGGCGGUGCCGGCCGCUGCCAGGCGCGGAGCGGCCCCGCAGAGCGGCGGCUGGGGCUCGGGCGCUGCCCUCGACAUGGCGGCGGGCGGCGGAGGUGCCGGGGGGGAGCAGCGGCCGUACGAGCUGGUGGUGUUCGGGGCCAGCGGCUUCACCGGGCAGUUCGUGGUGGAGGAGGUGGCGCGGGCGGCCAGCGGCGGGGUGCUGCGCGGCGCCCUGCGCUGGGCCGUGGCCGGGCGGAGCCGCACCAAGCUGCAGGAGGUGCUGGAGCAAGCGGCCGAGAGGCUGGGGAAGGCGGCUCUGGGGCCGGAGGUCGGCGUGCUGCUGUGCGAUGUGGGCGACCCGGACUCGCUGGCCGCCAUGGCGAGGCAGACCCGGCUGGUGCUCAACUGCGUGGGCCCGUAUAGGUUUUUUGGAGAGCCUGUCGUGAGAGCUUGUGUUGAAAACGGUGCUAGCUGCAUUGACAUCAGUGGAGAACCCCAGUUUCUGGAAGGAAUGUACCUGAAAUACAAUGAAAAAGCUGCCGAGAAGGGAGUGUAUAUCAUUGGAAGCUGUGGCUUUGACUCUAUACCAGCUGACAUGGGAGUAUUGUACACCAGAGACAAGUUGAAAGGUACCUUAACUUCUGUCGAAAGUUUCCUGACAGUGAAAUCUGGACCUGAGGGUGCUUGUAUACAUGAUGGGACUUGGAAGUCAGCUGUUUAUGGCCUCGCAGAUCAAGACAACCUGAAGACGCUUCGAAAAAAGAUAGGAUAUUCCCCUGUUCCAGUAGUCGGUGCGAAACUUAAAAGAAGAGGACUUGUGUUCUACAGUCAGGAAUUCAAACAGUAUGCUAUUCCAUUCAUGGGAUCUGAUGUUUCUGUCGUGAAACGGUCUCAGCGCUAUUUGCACACACAGUUGCAGGAAACACCGGUACAGUAUGGUGCUUAUGUGAAUGUAGGUGGUCUUGGCUCUGUUGUGAAGCUAAUGAUUGCUGGCAUUUUAUUUCUUCUUCUUGUGAAAUUUAGCUUUGGAAGAAAACUUCUGACAAAAUAUCCGGAAUUUUUCUCUGCUGGACGUUUCACAAAGAAAGGACCAACCCAGAAACAGAUGGAUGAAACCUCCUUCACAAUGACCUUUUUUGGCGAGGGUUACAGUGAGGGGCAGAAUCCACAGAACGGCAAACCAAAUGUAAAGAUUUGCACUCAAGUGAAAGGACCAGAACCAGGCUAUGUUGCAACUCCAAUUGCAAUGGUUCAGUCAGCCUUAGCUCUUCUGGAAGAUGCAACUUGUCUGCCUAAACAAGGUGGUGUAUAUUCUCCAGGAGCCGCCUUCUCUAAAACAAAACUGAUUGAUCGCCUCAACAGCCGUGGUGUUGAGUUCUCUGUUAUUAGCCAGCCAGAAGUCUGACAUCAAAACAUAACUGUAUGAACUAACAUCUUACCUGUGUCUAAUUCCAAUAAAGUUCAUUUGGCUGUAGAAGCCUAAUCAUAAAAUAGUUUCACUGUGCUGUUGUUUACAGCAGAAAAAAACAAGCUAAAACAUAAUAACUUAUGCUAUAGUGGAAAAAAAAAAAAACAACACAUAAAGGAUACUGAGUUUUAAUUUAUGAACGUAUUAAAUCAGUGAUUGAUUGGGUACUAGAUCUAGAAAGUUGUUUAAUUUCUUUCAUCUUAAGUUGCAGAGCAGCAGCCUAAAUUUUAAGUUAAUACAUAAUUCAGUCAGCAAGUAACCACAACCUUCUCACCACAGCUAUUUGAAGCAGGCAGGCCCUGGCUACCAAGUGCCUUAGCAGACAAAACCCACUAGUUAUUCCUCAUGCCUGUUUGGGAUAGGCACGGUUACCUUUUGGUGUUCUUAUUUUUAAAGGCUUAGUACCCAUAGUCAAGUCAGAGUAGUUGUUCUUUUCUUAAGGUUUAAGGAGCAGUUUUGUCUUUUUGGUGGGUUAUUAUAAAGAUCAGCUGUACUCGUCUUAAGUAGACAAGUAGUUUUGACUUUCAGUCCUACCAGCUUGCCUGUAGCGAGGCAUACUAAAAAAGAGAAAACCUGUGUUGUAAUAUAGAGCUAGCUGAAGACCAGUUGCCAUUUCAUCCUUUCAACUGAGAACAGGUCAUUCUACUAUAAGUGCAGUAUGCAAAGCAGUGUCAAAAACAAUGCAUUUACAAAGUGACUAGGUAGCAGCCUUGGCGGUAUAGUAACUGUAGGAAGUUAAACUACUUCUCAGCUGUUGAAACAAAUUCCAUACUUGUUUGUAAAUAUUAAGUUACCUUUCAUGCGUCUCAGUGAUUGAAUGAUAAUACAUCUAGCAAAUGAUUUUUUUCUAAUACAUCUGCAUUUAGUAAUAUAACAGCUUUAUUCCCACUGUUACAGCUUGCUGAGAGCAGAGCAUUGCUACAGAUUAAUUUAACAUUUCUGAAAUACUUUAUUUCUUGUCUUAGCGUGAAACAGAUUUGUAAUUAGUGAUUUUUAGAGGCUGAUAUCAUAAACAAAAAAAGCUGAGGGAGUGGGUAUAACAUUUGCUUUAAAGUACGGUGUAUAUAAAAUCCUCGUGAUAGAACUUAAACUGAAAACUCACUUUGCACUUCGAUGCCUUCCUUGGAGGGAAUCCUCAAGAUUUGCUAUAUGCUGUGUAUUCCCGCUUCUUCUUAACUAUAAGAGCAACAUCACUUUUCAGCUUGUGAAUGGUUGACUCAAGUUGUUUCCCAAAAUCACUUAUCAUCUGUGAUUGUCUCUCUGUAAAAAGACGCAGUACCUGCAAAUUAUCUUCCUGCUAAAACAUAAUAAAAUAAAUGAGUUGGGCUGAA
Molecule: messenger RNA, 2780 nt
Organism: Oxyura jamaicensis (ruddy duck)
Lineage: Eukaryota; Metazoa; Chordata; Aves; Anseriformes; Anatidae
Gene: SCCPDH
Product: saccharopine dehydrogenase (putative)
Exons: 12
Coding region: 76-1386 (436 amino acids)
Biological process (GO): glycolipid biosynthetic process
Cellular component (GO): lipid droplet; mitochondrion; plasma membrane
Source: RefSeq, a predicted model, not a curated record